GAUGUCGCCAAGCAGCCAAGACGCUUAAGCUUUAAUGUAAAGGUUCAAUCUUGACUCUUUUUCCUUAAGGCUCUCAUCGCCUUCUUCAUCUCAUCUCGGUGUAAAAAUAAAAAUAAAAAAGAUCAAGGAAAGGAAAUAGGCUUUUCCCAGAUUUACUAUCGUAUUUUCCCUUCGUCGCGAAGUUGUGAAAACGAAAAUAAUUCCCAUUCUACACAAAUCAUGGCGAUCCUCUAUUUUUGCGCAUAACUAAAGCAUGCUGCACUGACAUUGACACAGACACUAAACACUGAUAUACAGUACUGACAUCACCAUGAUCUAACCUUGGAAGUCAUGUGCUCUCUUGUUAUUCAGUGCUUUAAGGGUACCUAGCUCGGCAUAGUAGCGGAAAGCAAAUACAAGCACGCGCGUGUGUGUGGUGGUGAGCGCUUUGGGAUUUAUCGAAUUGUCUAAGAUGGCGCCGCCGCCUCAGAAGCAGAAAUUCGUUGUCUUAGCCGCCUGUGUUCUUGGCCUUAGUACCACUUUCGUCUGGUCUCGAUAUUAUAAGAGCGCAGCUUUUGAGCGACCAUUUCACUUCUCUAUUCUGACUUUCCUCUUCUCGGGAUUUACCCUCUCCGCCUAUGCUAGAUAUAUACUCCGUACCGAGUCAAGCUAUGCGCCAUUAUCCAAUGGUGAUUCGCCAACAAAAUCCUUCUUCUCUGGCAUACUGAAAUCUCCAUUGCGACUUCGAUCAUUAUCGCCCUCAUUUGCGCUAUUACUUUUCUGCAUAAUCGCUCGCACUGUCUUGUAUUGGAGGACUAUUCGUACAAUCCACUGCUCGUGGGAUGGACUUCAGGCUUUCCUUCCGUUUCUUCUUAUCGUCCAUGAUAUCCUCGACCUACGACCUAUAUAUCUACCGAGACACGGACAUGACGCACAAGAACGAUCCGCCGCGGCUUCUUCAGCCUUUAUGAAAUAUGCUUUGGUCGCGUUACUUUGGGGAUUGGCCGCCACCGACACCCUCCUCCUCUCCGAGCGUACGACCGGCGCCAUAUGUCCCGCCAGCCCCCAUAUCGAACGUUUUGUCCCUCUAGCUCAGCUGUUGACGUUAGCCUUAGACGCGGUCUUCAUAUCCCAGGCUGGAAAGCUGCGGCAAGUUAGCGAGGGACAAUCGAAGACGUGGCAUUAUCUGGGUACACUGUUUCUGACGUCAGCAGCUGUAUUGACCUUCCUAGCUGUGUGGUCUUCCAUCGACCGAGCUAACUUCCAAUGGAACGUCUUGCUUACUUGGCUUGCUGUUGGGGACUUAAUUGCUGAUAGUAUAGCUGUGACCAUAGGCAUAGUCUCGGCCGUUUACCUGCUUGGCUAUUUGCAUGCUACGUUGGUGAAUUUGUUACUCACCGUGGCGAGUAUAUUCGUCUACCUACAAUGGAGAAUCGCGGAUGGGACUAUGAUCAGGGUAUGGUCUACCUGGUGGGGUCUUGUGACUGGCAUCUGGCUGUUUGUCGGAGCCGGUCUGUUAUUCCAUUUUGGGAAGACUGCCACGACUCAACUACCGUCAUCCAGCGAGGGUGUCAUUUUUAGGAAUCGCUAUGCUUUUUAUGGCUUGAUAGGCUUUCUUUUAAUCUUCACCCAAACUGUUUUCAUGAGUCCCGGAGGAUUCCAGCCAACGCCUGCUCUAACCAUUGUAAACGCCAGAGGCGAGUCGGAUACCUGGAUAGCUAAGGCAAAGAAGAGCAAAUCGCUCCAAGCAGCGACUUCUGAAUAUAGAGAGCGAUAUGGAAUACCGCCGCCUCCUAACUUUGAUAAGUGGUAUAAUUUCGCAGUCUCGGUAAACUCCCCAAUCAUCGAUACAUUCGACCAGAUUCAUGCGGACCUUCUUCCGUAUUGGGGUACCUUACCAGCUGUGCUACGCCAGAGAACGACUCAUCUUCUCGAGCAUCCAUCACUCUCCAUGGGUGGCAUCCUUAUUGAGGAUGGGAAGAUCGAUAUAUCUCCUCACAUUCACGGUACUCAUAGGUGGAUGAUGGAUGUCACCAAAGAGAUGAUUGAGCCCUUUGGGCAAUGGCUACCCGAUAUGCAGCUAGCCUUCAAUCUCGAUGACGAAUGCCGUAUCUCGGUUCCACUCGACCGCAUGCAAGCGUACACAGAAGAAGGACUGAAGGCAAGGGCAAGGCUAGGCGUAAAAGAAACAUUGCUCCCAUUUAGCAAAGCUCAAGAACCGCCGUGGGUAAAGGACUUUCUAGGUGCUGACGAGAGCAUAUGGGAUCAUAAAUCACCUUGGUUCCUGGAAAGAUUCAAGCGCCAGAUUUUCUAUGAAUGGAUCUCGCCAACUUGCCCUGCCGAUUCUCCGGUGAAUAAAUACCGUUGGUGGAAUAGGAAAGCAGAGUGCUUGGGUUGUUCUGCUCCACACAUGACAAACGGUUACGUAUCUAAUUGGACACUAUCUGGUGACUUGUGUCACCAACCAGACCUCGCGUACCUGCAUGGCGUUUUGCUGUCGCCAUCCGCUAUGACACCUUCGCAUACGCUAUUUCCCGUCUUCAGCCAAAGUCGGCUGUACAAUUUCGCCGAUAUACUAUAUCCAAGCCCGUGGAACUUUGGCGAGAAAGUGGAGAUUGAGAAUAAUAAGAGCAUACCAUGGGACGAGAAGCUGAAUAGCGUGUAUUGGCGGGGUGCCUCGUCCGAUGGUUUCGCUGUUCAUGGUGCCUGGCAGACAUUUCUCCGGGCUAGAUUCGUACACAUGGCUGCUAACGCAAAGAUGUCCAUCAAAGCGAAAUCAUUAUUCAAUUUCAUCCCUUCUCGAAGAGAUAUUCUUUCUUCAUUACGCUCUGCGACAUCUACACCCCCAGACAAUCCGCCACCUGUGGAUAAUCGCGUGUCUGUAAACGUUUCAUUCGUCGGCAAUUUCAAUCGCUGCGAUGACCGCGACUGCGCGGCUGAACAUAUUACCUUUUACGGUUCACCUGCGGCCGAACCUCCGCCCUCUCUUGACUUCCAAGAACAUUGGCGUCAUCGCCAUCUUAUCGAUCUCGACGGCGCUGCUUUCAGCGGUCGUUUCCUACCCUUCCUCAAAUCCGCAUCUUUGCCAUAUCGUGCGGCCCUCUUCCGUACCUGGUGGGAAGAACGCGUCCAUGCCUGGAGACACUUCGUCCCACUCGAUGUGCGGCUAAGCGACCUUUGGGGUGCUGUAGGUUAUCUGGGCGGACCAGGCCUAGCCGAGGCGGAUGAGAUCGCGCAGGCGGGUCGCGAGUGGGCGUUCCAAUCUCUCCGUAAGGAGGACAUGCAAGUGUACAUGUUUAGAUUAUUGCUUGAGUGGGGGCGUCUCGUAGAUGACCGUAGGGAAGAUCUUGGAUUCGCGCUGUGAUGAACUAACGGGCGUAAUGAAAGAUAGAGACCAUAGGGUUGGCUAUACGUGUGAUACGAUUUGCAUAUAUGGGAUGGAUGGAUCGGCGGAUGAAUGGAACGGUCUGGUUUCUUGGUGUUCGCUUUUUCGUUGGUUGGAUGAUUGAAUUUUACACUUGAUACCACUAUGAAGGAGCGCAUGGGGUAGAAAUAUAAGAAUAUACUUAAUACCACAUGCAAACAUUUACGACA
Hypoxylon trugodes is the source of this 3573-nucleotide messenger RNA. Its product is annotated as glycosyltransferase family 90 protein. The record is from RefSeq and is a predicted model, not a curated record. NCBI's taxonomy places the organism in Eukaryota, Fungi, Ascomycota, Sordariomycetes, Xylariales, Hypoxylaceae. Bases 452 to 3343 code for a protein of 963 amino acids. The transcript has 4 exons.